Molecule: messenger RNA, 2264 nt
Organism: Trichoplusia ni (cabbage looper)
Lineage: Eukaryota; Metazoa; Arthropoda; Insecta; Lepidoptera; Noctuidae
Product: esterase E4-like
Exons: 3
Coding region: 50-1747 (565 amino acids)
Source: RefSeq, a predicted model, not a curated record
CUUUCAGUGUAACAGUUUACUAUUUGAAUAAAACCUAAGAGCCGCAGAUAUGAAGUUAUCAUUGUCUGUGCUACUCCUGUGCGCGGCGGCUGUGUGCGUCACAUGUGAGCAGCCGCCGAGUGACGAGGACUGGCUGGAGCUGGACACCCCGCAGGGACCGGUGCGCGGGCGCAGGGAUCCCGAUGCAGACCAUCUCUACUCCUUCUAUAACAUACCAUACGCAACAACUCCAGUCGGCGAAAACAAAUACAAGCCUCCCCUUCCGGCUCCUGUUUGGGACAAACCAUUUGACGCCGUGGACAAACACGUCAUAUGUCGACAAACGAUAAUGCCCUUAAAUUUAAUGCCUCCUGGUUUGGUAGAACAAGAUGAUUGUCUGAUAGCAAAUGUGUACGUGCCUGACACGAGGAAGAAGAACCUCUCAGUUCUUGUAUACGUGCACGGAGGCGGUUUUGUAAUAGGUUAUGGAAACCUCAUGAAAUUUAAACAAUUUCUGGAAACGAAAGACAUCGUCCUUGUCACCUUCAACUACCGCCUGGGAGUGCAAGGAUUCCUGUGCCUCGGCACUGAAGACGUACCGGGUAAUGUCGGUAUGAAGGACCAGGUUGCCUUGCUUCGGUGGGUACAAAAGAACAUCGCAAGCUACGGCGGGAACCCUGAUGACGUCACUAUUGCAGGAUACAGCGCUGGGUCUGCAGCAGUAGAUCUCUUAAUGCUCUCUAAAUCAGCAGAAGGAUUGUUUCACCGAGUUAUACCUGAGAGUGGAGGAAAUCUUGCGGGAUUUUCUAUUCAGAGAGAUCCUUUGGAAAUCGCGAAAACUUAUGCCAAACAACUGAAUUUCACAAACGUUGAUGAUAUUAACGCUUUAGAAAAGUUUUACAAGACAGCUCCUUAUGAAUUAUUACAUUCAGAUUCUUUAAACGAUCGAUAUGAUUCUACUUUUGUAUUUUCACCAUGUAUAGAGCGUGAGACGACAAAAGAUGCGUUCCUCACUGAAUCUCCUUUAAGCAUAUUGCAAAAAGGUAGUUAUAGGAAGUUGCCCGUUUUGUAUGGUUUUGAUGACAUGGAAGGUCUAGUACGCAUACAUUUCUUUGAAGACUGGAAACAUAAAAUGAAUGAAAAAUUCUCUGAUUUUUUGCCAUCUGACUUAAAGUUUAAGUCUGAAGAGGAAAGACAAGAAGUAGCAGAUAAAAUUAAGAAAUUCUAUUUUGGCAACAAGCCAGUUGGAAAUGAUAACAUACUUAGUUACGUUGAUUAUUUUUCGGACGUCUUAUUUACUAUACCCAUGCUUUGGGCAGCAGAACUGUAUGUAGAGGCUGGCAACAAUCAAGUAUAUUUAUAUGAGUAUUCUUACGUGGAUGAGACCACUCCCACAGUACCUCACACAAACGUUCGGGGUGCGGACCACGUUGCUCAAACAUACGCUGUUAUGGAUGGCCUAAAUAUAUAUAAUCAAAACAAAGAUAUUACGAAUAUUGGUUUCCAGAUCAUGAAGAAAACCGUUCGGCAGUUAUGGUACAAUUUUAUUAAAACUGGUAAACCGGUGCCAGAAGGGUCGUCGCUGCCCGCGUGGCCAGCAGCAGGCGCGAACAGGGCACCGUACAUGUCUCUAGCACAGGAGUCGGAACUGCGUCACGAACCGUUGCUAGAGACACGCUACCGCUUCUGGGAGGACAUCUAUCAGAAGUACUACCGGGAGCCCAUACCUCCACCAGCUACCAGUGCACAGUCACGCCAUGAAUUGUAAAAAUAAAUAAUUACUAUAGUAAAUAAUGUAGAAAUUAAUAAAAUCUUCUAAGUUGGUUAUAUCAGAUUCUGUGGAGAUCGUUUUUACCGUCGAAGGUUGCGUAUUAUUUAUUUUGCAAUCAUACGGUGAUGACACAAUGACAUUCUUGAUAAAUAAAGAUAGGUAUAUGUGAUUUACAAUAUUUGUUUAUUAUAACAUAAUAUAUUUUGAUAUAUUUCAAGCUAAAAUGUUAUGGUGUACCACAGGGUUGUCCACUUGGUACGAUACUGGUCUUUACUCACAUUUAUGUGUUUGCUACUGUACCUUACCCUCCCAGUAUUUAAGUUUUAAUGCUACCGAUAGAUCAGAUAGCAUCAAAACCUCUUCAUUCAAGCUCAACAUUCUUGAAUACAUUGCAUUGAGUACUUGAACAGUGAAUGAAGGUGUAUUUUUUUAAUGGUACAAGUGUAACAGUGUUACAUUGUUUUUGUUUAUUACGGCUUACGACUAUUCUAAUAAAUGAAUACCUAAUUUAUGA